AUGGACGUGGACGAGGAGGAUCAAGUUUCCCCGGUGUCGGACACCGUUUAUGAGCGAGGCGGUGACGAAACAGUCACACCGAUCUAUGUGCCCUCGCCGAAGCUCUCUGCACCGGCUGUGGAUGAGUACCUUGAAAGUCUUUCGGCACCACGGGCCACAAUUCCCCGCGUGUUUGUCGCAUUUAUGGACCGAGGACUGCAGCUGUUGUGUGCUAAUGACUACCAGGUCGACGUGGCGACCAAGCAAUUUGCACAAAGCAACAAUGCCGACUUUGGCUACUUCAAGCUUUCGCCGAAGGAGCUGGAGAAUUUGGAAAAGACCUUGCGCGAUCACUCGGCAGAGAUGAGCCUGCUCAAGCGUGCCCUGCCUGAUCGUACGCCGGGAGAGAUUGUAAAGAGCAUCUAUUAUUGGCAAACCGCCCCCACACGGCCCGCUACCGUGUCGCCUACACCUCCUGCGGCGCCCGACUUGGGCAAGUGUGUCAUGUGCCGGCGCGCGGAUCCCAAACGUCGUUUGAAGGUCUGUGGCCAGUGUGGAAUGGUUGCGCACCAAGGCUGUGUCGGAUUUACCAAUGCAGACUUGGAGGCGUCCGAAUGGUUCUGUGACCUGUGCCGCAAUGACCAAGACCCCGACUCAGCCCUGCUUCCGCAUUCCCAGCCGUCGUGUACGCUCGCCUUUGAGAUCUUCCCUGUAAAGACUUCACGCCGUGAAUCGGUUCACACGCUAUCUUUCAAGUCGGAGACCGGCCAUAUGUGUGCGCAGAUCUGGUGCAAGGAACAUCGCAACGUGGCCAAGUCCAAGACGACGUACGACUUUUUCGAAAGUGACAACAAGCUCGGCAUGACGGCCAUGCAAGCCUAUGCCCAGACCCACAAGCAAGUCACCACCAUGUCUCACUGCAAGUUCGAGCACCCCCGUCACGGCUCGCUUGGUUUCCUUCCUCGCAAGCGCGCCGCGAGCCACCGCGGCAAGUGCAAGUCGUUCCCCAAGGAUGACCCCAAGAAGCCCGUUCACCUGACGGCCUUCAUGGGCUACAAGGCCGGUAUGACUCACAUUGUUCGCGACCUCGACCGCCCCGGUUCGAAGAUGCACAAGCGUGAGGUCGUCGAGGCCACUACGGUCAUCGAGACUCCCCCCAUGGUCGUGGUUGGUGUCGUUGGCUACAUCGAGACCCCCCGUGGUCUCCGCUCGCUCACCACUGUCUGGGCUGAGCACCUCUCUGACGAGGUCAAGCGCCGCUUCUACAAGAACUGGUACCGCAGCAAGAAGAAGGCCUUCACCAAGUACGCCAAGAAGCACUCGGAGAACAACGGUCAGUCGAUCGCCCGUGAGCUCGAGCGUAUCCGCAAGUACUGCACUGUUGUCCGUGUGCUCGCGCACACCCAGCUGCGCAACACCAGCCUGAAGCAGAAGAAGGCUCACCUCAUGGAGAUCCAGGUCAACGGUGGCUCGGUCGCCGACAAGGUUGAGUUCGCCCAGGGUCUCUUCGAGAAGACUGUUGACGUCGGCAGCCUCUUCACCCAGGACGAGAACGUUGAUGUUAUCGGUGUUACCAAGGGUAAGGGUUACGAGGGUGUGACUGCCCGUUGGGGUACCAAGAAGCUUCCUCGCAAGACCCACAAGGGUCUCCGCAAGGUCGCCUGUAUCGGUGCCUGGCACCCGGCCAACGUUAUGUUCACCGUUGCCCGCUCUGGUCAGGACGGUUACCACCACCGCACUGAGCUCAACAAGAAGAUCUACCGUAUCGGUAACGGUGCUGACAAGGCCUCGGCCACCACCGAGUUCGACACCACCCAGAAGCCCAUUACCCCCAUGGGUGGCUUCCCCCACUACGGUGUGGUGAAGAACGACUUCAUCAUGAUCAAGGGCUGCUGCCCUGGUGUGAAGAAGCGUGUUCUGACUAUCCGCAAGUCGCACCAGAUCCACACCUCGCGCCGUGACCUCGAGAAGGUUUCGCUCAAGUUCAUUGACACCUCGUCCAAGUUCGGCCACGGCAACUACCAGACUGCCGCUGAGCGUGAGGCGUUCGAGGGCCCCAAGAAGGCUCCCGUGGUGUACUACUAA
Molecule: messenger RNA, 2064 nt
Organism: Malassezia japonica
Lineage: Eukaryota; Fungi; Basidiomycota; Malasseziomycetes; Malasseziales; Malasseziaceae
Gene: RPL3
Product: 60S ribosomal protein L3
Exons: 5
Coding region: 1-2064 (687 amino acids)
Biological process (GO): translation
Cellular component (GO): cytosolic large ribosomal subunit; ribosome
Molecular function (GO): structural constituent of ribosome; RNA binding
Source: RefSeq, a predicted model, not a curated record